Messenger RNA from Homalodisca vitripennis (glassy-winged sharpshooter), 4758 nucleotides. RefSeq names its product importin subunit beta-1 (gene Fs(2)Ket). NCBI's taxonomy places the organism in Eukaryota, Metazoa, Arthropoda, Insecta, Hemiptera, Cicadellidae. Gene Ontology annotation, biological process: protein import into nucleus. The record is from RefSeq and is a predicted model, not a curated record. Gene Ontology annotation, molecular function: small GTPase binding; nuclear import signal receptor activity. Gene Ontology annotation, cellular component: cytoplasm; nucleus.
ACGUUCUUCUUCACUUCAAGGCAAUUUCAUUGCCGGUUUGUGAAUGUCGUAGUGUCGUUUACGUGUAAUAUUCCUGUUUGUUCUUUAAAUUUAUGAAAUGAUAAUCAAGAUGACCUCUGAAGCUUCAGCACAAUUGAUCCAAAUUCUCGAGAAAACUGUUUCACCAGAUAAAAAUGAGUUGGAAGCUGCCCAGAACUAUCUGGAACAAGCUGCUCAGACUAAUUUGCCAGAAUUUGUGAAAACACUCUCUGACGUCCUUCAUCAUGGAGGAAAUAGUCCUGUUGCUCGGAUGGCUGCUGGCCUGCAGCUUAAGAACACCCUUACCUCCAAAGAUGCCAUGGUUAAAGCUCAGUAUCAACAGCGCUGGCUAGCUUUUCCCGAAGAUGUCAGGCUGUAUGUCAAAAAGAAUAUUCUGGGAGCGUUGGGGACAGAGAACAACAGGCCCAGUUCUGCAGCGCAGUGUGUGGCGUACGUGGCGGUGGCUGAACUGCCCGUGGGUCAGUGGCCAGAUCUCAUCACCGUACUUGUCAGCAAUGUCAUCAGUGGUGGCAGCACCGAGAUGAUGAAAGAGGCCACCCUAGAGGCCAUCGGAUACAUCUGUCAGGACAUUGAGCAAGACGUUCUGAUAUCGCAGUCCAACCAGAUUCUGACAGCCAUCAUUCACGGCAUGCGGCUGAGUGAACCUAGCAAUCAUGUGCGAUUGGCCGCAACCACGGCGCUUUUCAACUCUCUUGAGUUUACUCGUAGCAAUUUUGACAAAGAGUCUGAGAGGAACUACAUAAUGGAAGUGGUCUGUGAGGCCACACAGUCACAUGACACACAAGUCAAGGUGGCUGCUUUACAAUGUCUAGUCAAGAUAAUGUCACUGUAUUACCACUAUAUGGAGACGUACAUGGGACCUGCACUUUUCCCGAUAACUUUAGAGGCCAUGAAGUCCGAUGUAGACGAGGUUGCACUGCAAGGUAUUGAGUUCUGGUCUAAUGUCAGUGAUGAGGAAGUAGAUCUUGCCAUUGAAGACAGUGAGGCUGCAGAGGCGGGCCGACCUCCCCAACGUUCCUCUAAGUUCUAUGCCAAGGGAGCCCUACAGUACCUCGUACCAGUGCUAAUGACCAAGUUAACUAAACAGGAAGAAUUUGAUGAUGAGGAUGACUGGAACCCCAGCAAAGCAGCAGGAGUGUGUCUCAUGCUUUUGGCUACAUGCUGUGAGGAUGCCAUCGUACCAUACGUGCUCCCCUUCGUCAAAGACAACAUCAAGAGCACAAACUGGCGGUUUAGAGAUGCAGCCCUUAUGGCAUUUGGGUCAAUAUUGGGAGGUCUAGAAAAUGCAACCCUACGGCCCCUGGUUGAGCAGGCCAUGCCUACACUGAUAGAGUUGAUGUACGACUCGAGUGUGGUGGUUCGAGACACGGCUGCCUGGACGUUCGGCCGCAUAUGUGAGAUUAUACCGGAGGCGGCGAUAAACGACAACUAUUUGAAGCCUCUGCUGGAGUCACUAGUGAACGGGUUAAAGGCAGAGCCUCGAGUGGCAGCCAAUGUGUGCUGGGCAUUCACGGGACUGGCAGAGGCUGCCUACGAGGCUGUAGAGGGCAAUGAGGAGGGCACGUCACCCGAGACUUACUGUCUCUCUGAGUACUUUGACUUCAUCAUCAUGCGGCUCCUGGAGACCACUGACAGACCUGAUGGUGCUCAGGCUAAUCUUCGAUCAGCAGCUUAUGAAGCUCUGAUGGAAAUGGUGAAGAACUCUCCUGGUGAUUGCUACGUCACCGUACAGAAGACAACAAUGGUCAUACUGGAAAGACUGAACCAGGUGCUGCAGAUGGAGAACCACGUCCAGAGCCACACAGACCGAGCCCAGUACAACGACUUGCAGAGCUUGUUGUGUGCCACACUUCAGAGUGUACUUCGGAAAGUGACGCCUGAAGAUGCACCACAAAUAUCGGACGCUAUAAUGACAGCACUCCUGCAAAUGUUCAACUCUAACUCGUGCAAGUCUGGUGGAGUACAGGAAGAUGCUAUCAUGGCUGUCUCCACACUAGUCGAAGUACUGGGAGAAGGAUUCCUCAAAUAUAUGGAUGCUUUCAAACCGUUCUUGUGUCUUGGUCUUAAGAAUCAUGCAGAAUACCAAGUGUGUGGUUCUGCUGUUGGCUUGACAGGUGAUAUAUGUCGAGCUCUGAAGUCCAAGGCUUUACCCUACUGUGACGAAAUUAUGACUCUGUUAUUAGAAAAUCUUGGAGAUAGCACAGUGCACAGAUCAGUAAAACCACAGAUUCUGUCCGUAUUUGGAGACAUUGCUUUAAGUAUUGGCCCAGAGUUCAAGAAAUACUUGGAUGUUGUUUUACAAACCUUGGUACAAGCCUCUCAAGCACAGGUUGACAGGGCUGAUUUUGACAUGGUAGAUUACCUAAACGAGUUAAGGGAGGGAAUAUUUGAGGCAUACACUGGAAUCAUUCAAGGGCUAAAGGGUGACGAAGCUACCCCAAACCCUGACAUUCAACUGCUGGAGCCUCAUGUUCCGUUCAUCAUCCAGUUCAUUACUAUGGUGGCCUACGACACGGACAAAGCAGACAGCAAUAUCGCCGCAUGUGCUGGACUCAUCGGUGACCUGUGUUCCGCAUUUGGCUCAAAGCUGUUCACCUUGCUGGACGUGGAGCCAGUGAAUGAAGUAUUGACAUUAGGGCGCCGCUCUAGGGUUUCAAAAACCAAGACGUUGGCUACAUGGGCAACCAAAGAGAUGAGAAAACUCAAGACCGCCAACUCUAGCUGUGUGAGGCCGUUGAAUUUGAGCGUUCAAGGUCCGUGAACAUGAAGCUGUCGGUUGAGUCACUGGGGGUUCUUCUGCUAAUAUAUCCAACCUAGAAUGUAGAAACGGACCGACUGUCGUUGUAUUCCUACUUUUUGGUUGUCUUCUGCAAAAAACCCCCAUUCGACUCUGGUGGUUGGAGCAGGCAGCGGUAGCGGUGCCCGGCAAGUGAAGUGCAAGUGUGAAGUGACUGAAGUGACGUGAAGUGACUAAAUGGAGUGAAGUGUGCACGGGAGAGUGCAUGUUGUGAGAGAGGGGCGGACUCCCUACUAUCCUAGUUUUAUAUCUUCUCAGGAAAAUUUCAUAAAUCAUUGAAAUCGGUCAGCUACUAAUUGUCGAUGAUUUUCCAGCAAAACAUGUCUUUAUAUGUAAUUAACAUAUCUAGUGUUGAAAUUGGUUACCAAGAGAGAUUGUCAGUGCAUUCCAUCAGCAGGGGUACAGGUGCUUCACUCUUUUUACCGAUACGAACGUUUACAUUCGACUGAAGUGCCUUGAGGUGAUCACGAUAAGGUUUUCCGAUCCUGUAGAGUUCAGGUUUAAUCACCGCUUCCUCAGCCAAAGAAAUUCAUGCAAUUUUUAGUAUGAAUGUUAUUUUUAAGAUAGUACCAUCAAAAUUAGACCAGUUAUGAUUUAGUUUAAAGCAUUAAUCAAAGUUUUGUUGGACUGGCAUUACAAGUAACUAGUCUUCAAAAGACUUAACGUAAAGUACUGGUUUUAUUUAGUAGCUAUACUUUGCUGUUUACGAAAGAUGGAAAUUCUCUAUAAAUUGAACUGCUUUCAUUUCUUGAUUAAUGGAUCCGGAAUGCUUUUUUACUUCAGCUUUAGUGUUAAAAAUUGUUUGGCGUAGUAGUUUGCUUCUAAGAAAUUGAAAAAUGCAAUCAUUUCCAAGUGAACUUAAUACUUAUUGAUAUGAUAAUAAUGUACAAUUUUGUUUUGAACUUGAUGAAUAUCAUAAAGAUGGUAACAUCUAAUUGUUAUCACUAUUGUAUUACGUCAAAUGCCACAAAUAUUACUGUGAUCGAUAGGUUAGUUAUUACAAAUUCUUAUACUGUUCAUUGUAUCUUCACACAUGAUCAUUGCUGGUACAAAAAUGUUAACUGUAUUAUUGUUUUAUUUUUUAAUUCAUUGAUAUCUCUUUUGUUAUGUUAAUACAAGGGUUAUACAUUUCUAAAAUUGUCGAGUAUGUUUUAUAAACUUUGCCUUAUUUAUAUAUAUAUAUUGAUAUAAUUAUACUAGAAAAAUCCUAAUGUACCAUCUAAUUGUAUGUAUAUUAAGAAAUGAUUUAGGAUGGUUAUAUUUUGAUAAAUCGAUAAGACUAAUUUAGCAGGAGUUAGGUAAAUAGUAAUAGGUUCACAAGCUGACCUGAGCUAUCAUGGAAAAUGUAAAAUUGCUGUACUGUGAUUGGCGGGCGUUAUUCCGGCCGCUCGCCCGAAUACUUUAGUUAUUCCUGAUAGUGUGAUAUUGCGUCCCUCGUAUGUGUGUUGUCUAUGCCAGCCGAAGUGUGUUCCUAAACACUUCCAAAGGUAUGGGAGUUACAUUUGCAUUGUAUCAAUGAGCUGUAUGUACGUACGAAUGUCUGUUAUAUUGUUGAUGUGUGUGAGUGCGAGUUGCGAGUGCGUCUGUGAGUGAAUCGUGUGCCAUGACAGUUAAGGCUGGUCAUUCUCUACCUGUUUUUGAUUGCAAGCUUUGCUACCUGCCCCAUUCCCAGUUAGCCCUGCGCUCGAGCUUGCUUUUAUUCUUCCACCCACCACCGAGUUAAUAAUGUUUAUGACAAUUCAUUCCCUUAUUAUCUAAUCGAUCUAGAAUCAAUUUAAUUGACUAUGUUGUUUAAAAGAAAAAGACUUUACUUUGUGUAAAACCUACUUUCUGUAGCAAAAUUAUUUUUAAAUUGCUCAUAACAAUUAUUUAUGUUGAAACAGAAAUAGUUGUAUGCAAAAUAAAGAUAAUAUACAAAGUAA